This is a messenger RNA of Solanum pennellii, 720 nucleotides long. Its product is annotated as centromere protein V. The coding region runs from base 106 to 531 and encodes 141 amino acids. The transcript is spliced from 2 exons. The record is from RefSeq and is a predicted model, not a curated record. Gene Ontology annotation, molecular function: carbon-sulfur lyase activity. Lineage: Eukaryota; Viridiplantae; Streptophyta; Magnoliopsida; Solanales; Solanaceae.
AUUUAUAAUUUUUUUUUUUGCAGGAUUUGAAGUUUGAAUUAUAGUGAAGUAGUUCCAAUUUAGACUUAGCAAAAGUAUCAGUCUGGAGAUAGACGAUUCUGAAGAAUGGAUUCCGAGCUGGUACUACAUACCGGUGGAUGUCACUGUAAAAGAGUAAGAUGGCGAGUCUAUGCACCAUCUAGCAUCGUUGCGUGGGAUUGUAACUGCUCUGACUGCUCCAUGAGAAGAAACACACACUUCAUAGUUCCCUCGGAGAGAUUUGAACUUCUCGGAGACUCUAAGGAGUUCAUCACAACCUAUACAUUCGGUACUCACACAGCUAAACACACCUUCUGCAAAGUUUGUGGCAUAACUUCAUUUUACAUUCCACGAUCGAAUCCAGAUGGAAUAGCUGUUACUUUGAGGUGCGUUGAUCCUGGUACGUUAACUCAUGUUGAGAUCAAAUGUUUUGAUGGACAAAAUUGGGAAGGCUCGUACGAGCAAACUGGCAUUGCUUCGUGCUCAAAGACAACAGAUGAAGAUUCAAAAUGAUAUCGAUUUUUCGGUUUGAAAGCCAGAAGCAUAAUGUAACACUUGAUCAAGUUUUUCUUGAUUCAUCUUCUCUAUCUGUUGUAUACAAAUUAGUAUUGUUAUAAGUUUAAUUCAUACUUUAAAAUGAUGUCAAGGGACAUGUAUUUUUGUUCGGUAGAAUGAUUGAUCGUCUUCUUUUUUCUUUCAAAG